Molecule: messenger RNA, 3927 nt
Organism: Pocillopora damicornis (cauliflower coral)
Lineage: Eukaryota; Metazoa; Cnidaria; Anthozoa; Scleractinia; Pocilloporidae
Product: pancreatic lipase-related protein 2
Biological process (GO): lipid catabolic process
Molecular function (GO): lipase activity
Source: RefSeq, a predicted model, not a curated record
UUUACUUUGUUUUUUUUUAUUAGAAUUUAAGGAUAAAGAACUACUUAGACGGUGCCUGGAUAAGCGAGGAAGAUUUAGCCAAAGAACUUUUGGAAUACACGGAUAAUCGACAUCCUUUUGAGACAAUGGAGGAAAGACUGACUGAUAUCAGGGAGAUUAUGAGAAAAGUUGUCAGGAAAGGGAAAGAUAAGGAAGCUUAGAAUGUUAUGGAAGAAGAACUGAUUCUUCCAAUUGCUCGUACAGAAAAACCGCCGGGAUCAAAAACUAAUCCUCAGUGAAUGACGAGCCCUGUUCCAUGAGAUAUCAAGUGCUUGUCGAUAAAGUAACUAGUUUGUUUUCCAUCUGCACCAAUUAUGAGAGCUGUGACUGGAUGAAUGGGAGGUAUAUUGAACAUAUGCAAAUAGUAAUCUAAAAAGUAAACACCCAGCCCGAUUUAGAAAUAGACCUCGAAACCGUUUGACGUUUUCUAUUAAGCUUCGUUUUUGACGGUUGAUGGUAAGGAGUUCAUGCUUUGUGAACCAGCCGCUCAAGCGUUGUAUUGGAGGUAACGAUCACAGUGCCGUAAAUCACAGCUAUAGCUUUGUAGGCUUUUUAGCCGCACAAUGUGGCAGUACAUUGUGACGAUCUUAUAAAAAACCUACACCUUAUAUUUGUAUCUCAUGGAGUAAUGAGCUAGGAAAGAUAAUUAUUCUCGUCUUGGUCCUUUUUCCAAUUUGUGUCAAUUUGUGUAAGUGAUAAGAAGUAUGAACAGAUAAUUUUCUGUGACUCAAUUCAACGAUAAAUCGACCCUCCUUUUAGGUAAAUGUAAUAGUCUUAUGUGUUAAUGCAUUAAAGGAAAAUUAGUUGAGACUUUGUGAUCAGGUCAGUUUUUCUCACACAGUAAUGCCCCAAACCUUAAAAGAAAGAAAGGAAAAGAAAAAAUUGAAAGUAAAAUAAAGGAAGAAAGAGAGAAUGAAAGAACGUACGAACAAAUGUGGGUACGAACGCACGAACUAACGAACGAACGCACGAACUAACGAACGAACAAACGAACUAACGAACAAACGCACGAACUAACGAAUGAACGUACGAUCUAACAAACGAACGCAUGAAUUAACGAACGAACGCAAGAAAGAAAAAAAGAAUGAGACAGAGAAAGAAAAGAGGAGUAUAGAAAAAGAAUAGUAAGUUUUAUAUUCUGACAGCACCUAAGGAGACGGUUGAGUCUAGGGAGGGGAGGGUGGACGGGAGAUAUCUUUUCUUUCUUGCAGAAUUAUAAUAAACAGUUGUCCUUUCCAAUAUGCCACUAUCCACGCGACCCACACGCUGUUCCACUGGGUUGUAUCACCACGUCACUCACAUGUCAAAAUCGAGCGGACUCUCUUGGAAAAAAAACCAAAUUUUUAAUAGAACCAAGCGUUGUUGUUCAAAACACAUUUUCCUAUCACAAAAUCACCGGAAACUACAGCUGUAACCCAUCCUGAAAUCAAUUUCCAUAUGCCCCAGUCUCCGACCUAACGUGACAACCGCGGAAUUCAUUGUUUGUUAUUGCGUGCGUGUAUUGUUAUGCUGAAAUUUCAGCUUCACUGGUUGAACGAAGGCAGACAAUAUAUGUCGCAAUAAGCCGCUGGACGCCGUAUGAUACUUUAUCUGAGAACACUACAAGAAAUUUCUCAGUCGUUUUCGACUCUACAUACAAGAAGAUCGUUUCUCGAUCCGCUAAUCACGAUAUGAAAUAUUUGUCUUUCUUCGUUUUACUCCUCUCGCUUCAAGACCAUUCCAAAGCCUCUAAAGUCUGCUAUGGUAAAUACGGAUGCUUUUCAAGCCACCCUCCAUUUGACAAGUCACUCAUUUUACUACCCUCUGAUCCUGAUUCGAUCGGUACGAAGUUUAUCCUGCACACCAAAACGAACGCACAAAGUAACCUAGAAAUCCUCAAUACAGACAACAACACCUCAAUCGUUAACUCUACGUUUGACCCUUUGCUAAAAGUGAAGUUUAUUGUGCAUGGAUAUACCCAGAAUGGAGAGAGUGCCUGGGUAAAAAAGAUGGCGUCGGAGCUUUUGAAAAAAGAGAAGAUGAACGUGAUUGUGGUCGAUUGGGGACUAGGGUCUAGUGUCAUGAAUCUUUACGACAUCGCAGCCGGAAACACGCGGCUUGUUGGAGCACAGGUAGCUGAUUUAAUCGACGUAUUGCACCGGAAGUUCAAUGUGGCGCUGAACAAGUUUCAUAUUAUUGGACACAGUCUUGGCGCACAAGUAGCAGGUUUUGCCGGAGAAAGACUGGUUAAGAGCGGAAAAGUUAUUGGGCGAAUUACAGGUCUGGAUCCUGCGAGACCUGGGUUUGACUUUGAUGACGGGCGAAUUAGACUGGACCCGACUGACGCAAUGUUUGUCGACGUCAUUCACAGCGACAUAAGGAAUGGUGCCAUCGAUAGCUCUUUAGGACUCCAGCGUCCCUGUGGUCACGUGGAUUAUUACCCCAACGGUGGGAUAGAGCAGCCAGGAUGUGCAACUUCUCACGUCGUUGGAGGUGCGGUCGAUUCCUUAUUAGACAGUGGUCAAGUCUCUUUACCAUGGAUGGUAGCCUGUAAUCACAUGAAAUCAGUGGCCUAUUUCACUGCCUCAAUCAAUAGCGCAUGCGCGUUCAAAGCUUUCCCAUGUGACAACUGGACGGAUUUUCAAGAUGGAAAGUGUCUCUCGUGCGAUGGAAAAUGCUCUGAAAUGGGAUACAACGCUAAAAAACAUCGCGGGAGCAAGCCUGUGCUAGCGUACUUGAAAACAGUAAAGCAGGCACCUUUCUGUGUCAGCGACAAUUAUUACCGGGUUGUCGUCCACUCAAAAGCUGGGUCUAACCUGUUCUCAAUCUCCAGCAUUAUUAACGACAGAAUUUCUGUCAAGCUCAUUGGAAGCAAGGGGACUGUGGAAACGGUCCGUCCAAGAAGUUUAAAAAACGGAAAGAAUAGUUUCGUGCUUUCAUCUGCUCGUGACGUUGGAAAACUGCGAUCUGUCCAAGUCCAACUUAAUGGAUACGGCUCCUUCCUGAAGAAAGUUGUUGUGCACUCCAAGGCGACGAACAAAAGAUACACUGCGUGUUUUAGGAAACAACUGGGAGGCUACUUCUCAUAUCUGAUAUCUUUUAAUUACACCCGAACCUUCGUGGAAGGGAAACACCACCAUUGUUGAAAAGGGUAAAGAAUGGCUAUAAGAAAAAACCAAGCGUGUAACGAGGCUAAACGAAGCCUCAGAACACGAAGAUUGUGUAGCUACUGCUAUCAUCACACCAGCUUUUCAAUCUAGCAUUUUACAAGUCAGCUUACAUCUCUUACUUUAGGCGAUUAUAGACGCUACAAUGUAAUCCCUGAUAUAACCAAACAAGUUUGUUGAGGGAAGAAAUAGUUUCAGUAAGAGGGAUCGGGAAGGGGUUUUUUAACUUCAAUUUUUUUCUAAUACAUUUAAUUUCUUGUUUUCUUGUUUAUUUGUUUCUAAUAUAAUACUUAGCUCAAGCAACUUCAAACACGUUUUCGUUUUUCACGUUAUUUUCUCAAUAAAGAAAAUGACUUAUAUAGUGAAACUAGUUUUCUGCUAACUGGAACAUGUAGGAGAGGGUAACAUAUGGGCGUGACAAAGGGGGGGGGGUCUAUAUUCAUGGACGUUCCCCCUUAGUUUUCAGAAAGUGAUAGUAGGUUAUGAUAAGAAUGGACUUGUCAUGGUCCUCAAAUAUCAGCAAGACACAAGUGUGGAACCCUCCCACCACACUCAUACCUCCCCUAUUGAGAAAAAUCUUCUGCUUGAGCACUAGGUAACGGCUACCUCAUAGUUGACGCAAAUAUCAAUACCUUAAUGUUUCUAAAGAGGUCAACACCAAAUCAUCACAUAGGUUACCUCUCUAAAAGUAAUUCAAUAACUGUAAAAAGGAAACAUAUUAAUAAAAUGUAGUUCAUACUUA